CUGGAGACUGAGGCGGGGAGGCUGAGGGAGCAUGGCCAUGAACCGAGGAGCAGGGAUCCUCUUUGUCCUCCUGCUGUGCUGCUGGCAGGAGACCAAGUUCCAGCCACUCACCACGACCACAGGUUCAACUACUGACAUGCUAUUGAGUUCGAAAAGUCAGGAUAUGCCUGGACUGUUUGAUGAAAUUCUCGUCCAAGAGAUUUUGGACCCAAAUAAGACGGCAUUGGCUGAGACAACAAGCAUAGUGUCAACAAUGGCAGAAAAGCUGGCUGAGGAGAAAAAUGCUGGUAGUGAUACCAAUUCUCAAUCUGCCAGUGCUGAGAAUUACCACGAAUUAUUAGAUAGUCUACAUUUCUCUUCUGGCAAUGAAGACAAAGUGUUCAAUAAUGAACCCAGCGCUAAAGAGACUCUCCAGGCCAGCAGCAGCUCUAAGAAAUACAAAGGCUCACGGUUGUCUUUGGGCAAUGAGGGGACGACUUCCGGUAAAGGAAAGAAGAGUUCAAAAAAUGAUCAAAGUAAAAGAGUAUCGGUUCUGGACAAAAUCCUUCAAAAUAUAGAAAGAACUUCAGGAAACAUUUUCCAGUAAAGAGAAGUGGAGGACCAUGCCCAGGAGCAGAGCUCGGAGAGCCAGUGAGGCCACAGUGGCAGGGCCCCAAGCAGGAGCCAAAGGCUGCCCCAGACCCCUAGGAAUAAAG
Molecule: messenger RNA, 695 nt
Organism: Nycticebus coucang (slow loris)
Lineage: Eukaryota; Metazoa; Chordata; Mammalia; Primates; Lorisidae
Gene: SPACA7
Product: sperm acrosome associated 7
Exons: 7
Coding region: 32-586 (184 amino acids)
Cellular component (GO): acrosomal vesicle
Source: RefSeq, a predicted model, not a curated record